UCAGCAAAGGCAAAGAUCAGAUCCCUCCUCCAACGUCCAGGAUGAGAGUAGGAUGAAAACUAAAACCCUUUUGAAAAAGUAGCUUUCAUUUGCCCGCCCAUAUAAAAAUCAAAACCCUCCACACUCUCUCUCUCUUCUCUUUUCUCCUCUUUCCAAUCAAAACCCCCCUUUCUGUGUCUUUCGAUUUUCUCUUCUCUUUUGGUUCUUUGCCAUGGAAGAAGAGCACAGGGUUACAGAUCUAAUCAAAGAACUGGUUCUUCGGUUACUCUCCCAAAACCCUCAAAACCCUAGUUCUUCAAUCGACACUCAGAAGUCUCUUCGCUAUGCAAUUCGCAUACUCUCCAGUCUGAUGACUCCCUCAAUCGCCCCCGACUCUGCCGCCAUUGCUGAGUCCAUCAAGCGGCAGCUAGCCACCCAAGGUAAGUCCUCGCAAGCCCUAGCUUUUGCGGAUCUUUACACCAAAUUCGCUUCAAAAAAUGGACCUGGAAGCAUAGAGAACAAGUGGGCUGUGCUUUAUUUGCUCAAAGUCAUUUCUGAAGAUCGGAAAAACCAGAAGAGUAGAUCGGAUUCGAGGGUUUCUUCUGGAUUCUCUGCGUCUGUUGGUUUGCCGGCAUUGUUUGAUGCCGAAUCGGGAGGCUACUCGGGGGUUUCCAGGAACCGGGAAACCCUAGAAAAGGGUUGGAAUAAUGGGGUUUUGUUGGUUUCUAAGGACCCCGAAAAUAUCAGGGAAAUUGCGGUUAGGGAGUUCGCGAAUUUAGUGAAAGAAGAGAACGAGGUGUCAGAGGAGGUUCUGGUUAGGGAUGUGUUGUAUGCUUGUCAGGGAAUUGAUGGGAAGUAUGUGAAAUUUGAUAAGAGCGUUGAUGGGUAUUUGUUAAGGGAUUCAAUUAAGGUUCCCAGAGCAACCCGGAUUACUGUUCAGAAGCUUUGUGAAUUGGGGUGGUUGUUUAGGAAAGUUAAGGGGUAUAUAUCUGAAAGUAUGGAUCGGUUUCCAGCUGAAGAUGUGGGGACUGUUGGCCAAGCUUUUUGUGCUGCAUUGCAAGACGAACUUUCACAUUAUUAUAAGCUGUUGGCAGUGCUUGAAGCACAAUCAAUGAAUCCCAUUCCUUUGGUUUCAGAGAUGGCAAAUUCGGGGAAUUAUCUUUCAUUGAGAAGAUUGUCAGUUUGGUUUGCAGAGCCAAUGGUGAAGAUGAGGUUAAUGGCUGUUUUGGUAGAUAAGUGCAGAGUUUUGAGGGGAGGGGCGAUGGCUGGGGCUAUUCAUCUGCAUGCCCAACAUGGUGAUCCACUCGUGCAUGAGUUCAUGAGGCAGUUACUCUGCCGAGUAUGUUCUCCUCUUUUUGAAAUGGUGAGGAGUUGGGUUUUGGAAGGGGAGUUGGAGGACAUUUUUGCGGAAUUCUUUGUUUUGGGUCAGCCUGUAAAAGCUGAAUCACUUUGGAGGGAAGGUUACCGGCUACAUGCUGGGAUGCUUCCUUCUUUCAUUUCUCAAUCUCUUGCUCAGCGCAUUUUAAGAACUGGGAAGUCCAUAAAUUUUCUCCGUGUCUGUUGUGAGGAUCGUGGAUGGGCUGAUGCUGCAACAGAAGCUGCAGCAGCAGCUGGAACCACAACCAGAAGGGGGGGUCUUGGAUAUGGUGAAACUGAUGCUCUCGAGUCUCUGGUCAUUGAAGCGGCAAAGAGAAUAGAUAAGCAUUUGUUGGAUGUCAUGUAUAAGCAGUACAAGUUCAAAGAACAUUGUCUUGCAAUCAAGCGGUAUCUACUGCUUGGACAAGGUGAUUUUGUUCAGUAUCUGAUGGACAUUGUUGGCCCGGAACUUUCCGAGCCUGCUAACACUAUUAGCUCAUUUAAGCUAGCUGGGUUGCUGGAAAGUGCAAUCCGAUCAUCUAAUGCACAAUAUGACGACCGUGACAUAUUGGAUAGAUUGAGGGUCAAGAUGAUGCCACAUGGAACUGGAGAUAGGGGUUGGGAUGUAUUCUCUUUAGAAUAUGAUGCUAGAGUUCCACUGAAUACUGUGUUUACAGAGUCGGUUAUGGCCAGGUAUUUAAGAAUUUUCAACUUUUUAUGGAAGCUUAGACGCGUUGAGCAUGCACUUAUUGGUGCUUGGAAGACAAUGAAACCGAACUGUAUUACUUCUAACUCUUUUAUUAAGCUCCAGAGUGCAGUUAAGUUACAGUUGCUUUCAACACUAAGGCGUUGCCAAGUUCUCUGGGAUGAGAUGAAUCAUUUUGUUUCAAAUUUGCAAUACUAUAUCAUGUUUGAAGUUUUGGAGGUUUCAUGGUCUAAUUUUUCAAAUGAAAUGGAAGCAGCAAAGGAUCUUGAUGAUCUACUUGCAGCCCAUGAUAAGUACCUUAAUUCAAUUGUGGAGAAGUCUCUCCUUGGGGAACGAUCCCAAAACCUUUAUAAGACUCUCUUUGUUUUAUUUGACCUUAUCUUGCGGUUCCGAAGUCACGUGGAUCGAUUAUAUGAAGGUAUUCAUGAGUUGCAAUCAAGAACCAUGGAAUCCUUGUCGCCUUCUCGGGACAAGACCAGAUCUAGGAGGCUGUUAAAUGAUAAAACUGCAGAGCCUGGGGCAUGGAUCAGUGAUGGUAGGAAGGCUCUAACCCAACGUGCUGGUGAAUUUCUGCGAAAUAUGGGACAAGAUCUGGAUGCGAUUGCUAAGGAAUAUUCAUCAUUGCUGGAAGGAUUCAUUUCUCAGUUGCCUGUGCAACAACAUAUUGAUUUGAAGUUCCUCCUCUUCCGGCUUGAUUUCACUGAGUUUUACUGCCAGUUGCACCCAAAUAUGUAAAGAAAGCAUUUAGUCUAACAUUUGAGCUGAAAUGAAUAUUUCCACAAUCUACAGCAUGGACAAAGUGCUAGAAUGACCCUGUUGCUUCCCAGGAUGUGACUGAACGGUCAUGGAGUUGCUAACUUGCAUUGGGACCAACCUGUUUGUAUUUCAUUGCUUAUUUUUAGAUGGUGUUAUUUCCUUUCUGAUUGGUAGCUUGGAAGUCUUCAAUGUUCAACUGAAGGCAUGCUAUUAUCAUUAAAUCAGGGUGUCAAUACGGUAGUGUACACGUUUGUUAUUUCAUGGUCCUAUGAUGUGUUUCCAUUUUUUGCGGCUUUUGCAAGCUGUGCAUCCCGAGUUUGUACAUCUGUACCAUAAUAGCUCUGUAAUGUUCAAAUGACAAGAAAUGUGUGCUAAUUUUUCUAAUUUUUAACAUCUUUUUUUUUUUCCA
Vitis riparia (riverbank grape) is the source of this 3206-nucleotide messenger RNA. RefSeq names its product gamma-tubulin complex component 3. Gene Ontology annotation, cellular component: centrosome; gamma-tubulin small complex; spindle pole. The coding region runs from base 212 to 2776 and encodes 854 amino acids. NCBI's taxonomy places the organism in Eukaryota, Viridiplantae, Streptophyta, Magnoliopsida, Vitales, Vitaceae. Gene Ontology annotation, biological process: spindle assembly; meiotic cell cycle; cytoplasmic microtubule organization. The record is from RefSeq and is a predicted model, not a curated record. The transcript is spliced from 3 exons. Gene Ontology annotation, molecular function: microtubule minus-end binding; gamma-tubulin binding.